AUGACAUAUCGGGAAGCCAAAAAUCUUUCAGUUUUUGAUGAUACAUGCCCGACAGAAGAUGAACAAUUUUCAAAAGAAAUACAUGGAUACGAAUGGUCAGAACAGUAUCAAGGUGUAAUAUUAGGCGCAUUUUAUUGGGGUUACACACUUCUUCAUAUACCUGGAGCAAUUUUAUCUGCAGAAUAUGGUGGAAAAUAUACAUUGUCUAUAGGAAUUUUGUCGACAGCAAUUCUAACUUUGCUGACGCCUCUUACUAUUCAAUAUGGCGGAGCUGGGUGGCUUAUUGCAUUACGAGUUCUAGAGGGUUUUGGUGAAGGAACAACAUUUCCGGCUUUAAAUACUUUACUAUCAGCUUGGAUUCCUUUAAAAGAACGUGCGAAGGCCGCAGCAUUUGUUUACGGUGGUGCUCAGGAAUUUUUAUGCUAUAAAGACCCAGAAUCACAUCCGUUUAUAAGUGACAAAGAAAAAAGUUAUUUGAAAAAGGAGCUUAAUCAGCUAUCAAGAGAUAAAGCAAUUAAAAAGACACCAUGGUUAAAAAUUUGCACAAGCGUCCCUAUGAUAGCACUAGUUGUUGCUCAACUUGGUCACUCCUUUGGAUAUUUUACUGUGGUUACAGAUCUUCCUAAAUACAUGGCUGAUGUUCUGAAAUUUAAGAUUAAGGAAAAUGGUUUAUAUUCAACGCUUCCUUAUGUUGCUAUGUGGAUAAUGUCUAUAAUUUUUGGAACUAUCAGUGACUGGAUGUUAACAAAAAAAUGGAUCAGUCUAACAAAUUCAAGGAAACUAUUCACAACCUUCUCAUUCACAGUGCCUGGUGUGUUUCUAGUUGUUGCAUCAUUUAGUGGAUGCGAUAGAAUGCAAGCAGUUUUAAUGUUCACAGUUGCCAUGGGUUUUAUGGGAGCUUAUUAUUCAGGAAUGAAAGCAAAUAAUUUAGAUUUGAGUCCAAACUUUGCAGGAGCAAUCAUGGCAAUAACAAAUGGAAUCGGAGCUAUAAUAGGAAUAAUAAAUCCUUACAUUAUUGGAUUGAUAACACCAAAUCGUACAAUUUCUGAAUGGCGAAACGUAUUUUAUAUUUCAUGUGGAUUUCUUACAUUUACAAAUAUUGUUUACAUUAUUUGGGGCUCAGCUGAAAAACAGCCUUGGGACACUCCAGAAGAAAUUAGAUCAAUUGAAAAUGUUGAAACCGAAAUGAACAGAGUUGAAAAUGAGACUGAAGAAAAUAAUAAAACAUAAUUUGCAUUUGAUAUUAAUUGAGGAGCAAAUGGUUCUGUUU
Messenger RNA from Chironomus riparius, 1270 nucleotides. NCBI's taxonomy places the organism in Eukaryota, Metazoa, Arthropoda, Insecta, Diptera, Chironomidae. The record is from the annotation of a GenBank genome assembly.